This is a messenger RNA of Ilyonectria robusta, 1914 nucleotides long. RefSeq names its product stretch-activated Ca2+-permeable channel component-domain-containing protein. The transcript has 2 exons. Bases 1 to 1914 code for a protein of 637 amino acids. The record is from RefSeq and is a predicted model, not a curated record. Gene Ontology annotation, biological process: calcium ion import across plasma membrane. NCBI's taxonomy places the organism in Eukaryota, Fungi, Ascomycota, Sordariomycetes, Hypocreales, Nectriaceae. Gene Ontology annotation, molecular function: calcium channel activity.
AUGCAACUCAGCCCUCUUCAGUCACGACUUGCAGCGUCGUUAGGUGCUUCGCUGGUGAUAUUCGCCCUAUACCUACUGCUAUUCUCCCCGAGCUUCGCAUCUGCCACCGAGUUGCCCGUCAACCAUGCUGUCCGUGUGGAACAAAACGGCGAAUAUUCUCCCGAAGCGCCCCUCGCCCUGUCCGAUGGAUUAGACAUAUCGUACGAACCCGAUUUCGGUGCCUUUGACCGCAGCAUUAUUGGCCGAGCCACGGCUGAUGUGAACCCUCUCACCAACAAUGGCGCUGAGAAAUUGAAUCUGUAUCCUGGCCAGACCCAAUGUUACAUAUUUAAGAAAAGUACAAUUUUUAGUCGCGAUGCGAUCGCUGCCCGGGGUGCGGAAGACGACCAAUCGACAGAGGAGGAGGAACAGUCAACGGAGGAAGAUGAAGACGAAGGCAAUCGACUUUCACGCCGGGCAGAGUCGAAGACUGUUUAUAUCUCUGUCAAUACCUGCAUGCAACCAGGCCAGGAGACGAAGAGUGGGAAGACGGAGCAGGCGGAACAGCUCAACCUUUACAUUUCAACCAAGGUUGAGUGCCCAGGACCCUCCAAGGACCAGUCCAAGAUGAAAAUGGUCCCGUUCGAAGAAGGCGCCGCUAUGUACAGUUUCAACGUUACGGGAGACGUAUACAUUGGCGUCUCAGCCCCCAACAUUACUGGUAAUUACACGAGCUACUACAAUUUCGAGAUUGCGGCCUCCUUGGACGAAUACUAUCACAACUAUGAUGGCCAGAACAGCUCCCAGCUUCUGUGGAUGGACAGCGACUCAACUUCCGCCUUGCUUGUAACGCGGAAUCUCACUCAGUUCACCAAUGAGACCGAGAGUAUCAUGAAGGCUGAACUUCCAUACGACAUUUACUUUCAAAACAACAACUCGACUUCCCUUGAUGGGCUUCGACACUCAGUCUGUGGCUUGAUGCAAAGCGCCCAGCUCUCGUCAAUUGUCGACAACGAACAAGAAAGUAUACACAGCGAUAGAAUUACAACGGGAAUGACGACUCGCGGACCGGGAAACUUGCCUAAGCAGCAGUUUUACGUUGUGGGACUCGAUUCGGGCGCUUCCUACUCUGGUAUUCUUGUCAAGAGGGGGAAUGGCACCUCGAAUUCUUCGACCACCAAGCGAGCAGAGACCAGCAUAGGAGGUGGAGGCACGGUCUUCCGAGCCACCGACUUUGAAACGUCGACUGGAACAAACUGCAAAAUGGUGACGAAUCUUGAAUUCUGCAAUGAGACCCAGUACGCCGUCCCCGGCAAUGACAAAAGGUACAACAACACGGAACUCGCCAAAGUUUACGACGACUACGCCAAGACAAUGUACGCCAAUUUUGAAAAGGUGCUGAUGCAGAUCUCCUGCGAAGCACCGCCUGAUUCGCUCUAUUCUCUUGCCCGGGACUGUGACGACUGCAGGCGCGCCUACAAGGCCUGGCUGUGCACUGUCAGUAUCCCGCGGUGCGAGGAUUUCAUGAGCGACAGCAGCUACAGCAUUGUCCGCAACGUUGGCCAGGCCUUUCCCAACGGCACCAAGCUCCCCGCGGCGCAGCGUAAUGGGCUCGGCAAGACGCCCGCCUUCAACGCCUCGCGCAACUCAUUCAUCGACAAGAACAUCCAGCCCGGCCCCUAUAAGGAGCUGCUGCCCUGCGAGGACAUCUGCUACGAGGUCGUUCAGUCGUGUCCUGCCUCUAUUGGCUUUACCUGUCCGCAGCCUGGAUUCACCAGCUUCGAUGUCAGCUAUGGUCAGCGCGAGGCGAGUAGUUCGUCACCCAGUUGCAACUAUCCCGGCGAGGCCCGCACCAAGACUGGCGCUGCGACAGCUGUUUUGCCUGGCGCAGCGCUCCUCAGUGUGGUACCCCUAAUGAUGUGGCUGGGCUUAUGA